Molecule: messenger RNA, 3939 nt
Organism: Brassicogethes aeneus
Lineage: Eukaryota; Metazoa; Arthropoda; Insecta; Coleoptera; Nitidulidae
Source: the annotation of a GenBank genome assembly
GGGGGCACCGCCGGCAGCACACUCCACUCUCAGCAGCCGUUCUGUCGUCGUGUGUCCGCCGCGUGCGUUUGUUUUACUCUCUGUCUCUGACAACCAACCGCAACAACGCACGUUGUAUAUGCCGGGUUAGCAAAAAAUACUUAAAACAACGGAAAUGUGCGCCGUCGUUUGACCGCCAAUUUUCCCUCAGUGCGCAGUGUGUGUUUUGAUUUUUUGAGUUCCGCCUGGUAGGAAUUUUUCUUCUUUUUGGACGUGUUUAAAGUGCCAACAACGCUGGAACAUUUAAGGCCCAUUGUGGCUUCAAUAAACGCUCUCAUUGGAAAUUACAGCGAUACCAUGGAGGCCACUUAUUGUGUCGGUACAGAUGUUGACGUUUGCAGGAUGUUCGAUCAGUAUCUUUACAAGAGAACUGAAAACGUAGACCUAUCGCUGAGCAUACCGCAGUCAAACUUUCAAGCCAACGGAUACGACAUGGGAGAUCAGACAUUUCACACUCCAAGUUUUGGGGACGAAGAAUUCGACAUUCCUGCUAUAAAUCCGCAGCAGCAGCAGCAGCAACAACAGCAGCAAGCGCAGAAUCACUCUGGAGAGCAGCAGCAACAGCAGCAGCAUUAUCAGCCCCCUAUGCAAGGGAUGCAGCAGAUGUCGCAGCAAAUGAAUCAACAACAAGAUGCCAUGGGUAUGCAUGACCCUACAGGAGGCUACCAACAGCCCCUGUACCUAUCUGGGCCUGACCACGGCAUGGUAAACUCAUCGUACCACAGCCCGCAACCCAACUACUCGAUGAGCCCUAGCCAGCAGCAACAGCACAACAACCAGCUGCUGAUGAUACAGCAACAGCAGCAGCAGCAGCAGCAGCAACAACAGCAACAAAUGAUGAUGAGCCACGGUCAGCCUCCCCCUGGCGCAAUGGGCCCUUACGGGACGUCCCCCCAACAUCCCCAAGGAAGGGGGAACAGCCCCCCUGCUCCAGGACAGGAGCCAACCACCAGCGAAGAUAGCGAUGACAGUACUCCUCAUCCCGCCAUAAUUACGGCCAUGAAGCGGCCGUCACCUGAGCCUGCCGACCAGACGCUGACAAAGGCCCAAAAAAAGCCGAAAGUGCAGAAAAAGAAAAAGAAGCGGGACCCCAAUGAGCCGCAAAAACCAGUGUCGGCGUACGCACUUUUCUUCAGGGAUACGCAGGCAGCAAUAAAAGGGCAAAAUCCAAAUGCGAGUUUUGGAGAAGUGUCCAAAAUAGUGGCGUCUAUGUGGGAUGCACUGGAUUCAGAACAUAAAAAUGUGUAUAAAAAGAAAACUGAAGCGGCCAAGAAGGAGUACCUCAAGGCUCUAGCCGCCUACAGGGCAAGUUUGGUGUCCAAAGGCGCCGGUGAAGGAGAGGGGAUGUAUGGAAACUACGGUAACUACAGCACUGGGGCGCCGCAGUACGGGGGCUACAAUCCGCAGGGCGCGAUCCCGUCGCCGCCCAUGGCGGGCGCCCAGCCCCCGCAGCAGCAGCCCGGCGGCCCUAACCAGUCCCCGCUCGGCAAAAAACCGCCGAUGAUGGGAAUGCCGUCCCCGCAACAGCAGCAGCAGCAGCAAGGCCCGCCGCACCCCGGCAUGAUGCAGACGCACAUGGGCAUGCCGCCUCACAUGCAGCCGCCCCCGCAGCACCAGUACAUACAACAGGUUCCUCAGCCGCAACACAUGCCCGUCUCGCCCCAGCAGCAGCAGCAGCAGCAGCCCCAGCAACAGCAACACCCCCAGCAGCAGCACAUGGCCGCGCAGCACCAGCAGCAGCAGCAGCAGCACAUGUCGCCGCCCGCGAUGGUGUCGAGUUCGCCGCCGACGUCGGCGGGCGGCGGCGGCCAGGGUCAGGGCCAAGGCGGUCAAGGUCAGCCGCCGUCCGGGCCGCCCUCGUCGUCGGUGGUGGGGCAGCAGCAGGGCGGCGGCCAGAUGAGGCCGAACCCGUGCAUACGUCACGGCUGCACCAACCCAGCCAUCACCAAUCCCGAGUGGGAGGACGAGUACUGCAGCAAUGAGUGCGUGGUCAGCCAUUGUCGUGACGUGUUUACAACAUGGGUGUCCGGUAACAAGAGCCAGCCGCAAAAUUUCUCGACAGUAAAAUAAGGAACAAAUCGCUUGCAGUUGUACGAACUCGAAAGAAACAUCAAACAAAUAAAAAAAUCCACUUGUUGGCGGGGGUGCGACAACAACAAAAUAUUUAAGCAAUACAAUACCAACCAUUUUUUUGGGUCAGAUAUAUAAAGUCUAUUUAAAUGUAGGUAAGUUUAUAAAAAAAUAAUAAUAAUAAUAAUAACGGGGAGAGAAUUUUAAAACGCGAGGGAACUUGAGACGAGCAUGUUGGGCAUAGUGAGAGGAACUUAGUAAAUAAGUGUUGUAAAUAAAAAUUAAGAUAAUCAUUUCUUAGCCGUGAGUUUGCGCGGUAACCAAUAGGACCGCGCAAAUUCAUCCCAUAGGUAUACAAGAUAAACAAUAUUAUUAUUGUAAUACUAGUUUAUGAAUUGUAUAUUAUAAAAAACAGACGGAAAAUUGACGUUUCGUUUUGUUAGGUUUUUUUCGUAUCUAAGUUGCCCGGAAACUCAAAAUAUCGUAGUCGGUCUUGAUGUGACAGUUGUUAAGUCAAGUCGGCUGUUACCAUAGCGACCAUCUUGUUUCCAGGGCAACCUAAUAAUAAUCUUGCAAUAUAUACGUAAUUUUUUUGAUUUUUUGAUGAAACGUUUAUUUUCCACUAUCGUUGUUAAAUUUCAUGCUAUGUAAAUGCAUGUAUUCUUAAAAUUUUCGUAGUUAGGUAUGUCCAAAGUACAUAAGAUAAAAUAAAAAAUCUGUUUUUAGUUGAUACUGAUAGUUGUUACAUUGAUUCGGAGAUGUGAGUUCAUUUUUUGCAAGUCAGCCAUAAAAUAAAAAUAAUUUUCGCGAAUUUGAAAAUUAUUUUUUAUUUUUUCGGCGGUGUUUUCCGUUUUUUGUACUGAUUUUAAGGACUGACAUAAAAUUUUAAAAGCAAUUAUUGGACACCAUUCUUUUCAGUUUGGAUUGUAUGUACAUAAGCCGUUUAAUUAUUUUAUUCGCAAAUCUUGAUUUUUAAGACUUGUACAGUUUUAUCGACGUCCUUAUUAUUUAGGGUCGCGGAUUUGACGAUUGUUUAUCGAUUAUUUUUCGAUUUUCGGGGGUUUCCGCGAUGAUCCCGAAAAAAUAGUUAUAGUGUAAUUAUUUUUAUAUAUCAUUGACCAAUCAGAAUUACGCUUUUUCGUCGAUGUAUAUAAAACUUGCAAUUGUUACUUUACUGUACAGGUGUUUUCAUUUUGUUUUGAAAAAUGCAUUUUUUUGUAAAUCAAACGUUGGUUUAUUUCGUCAAACACCUGUACAAUUGUUAUACAUAUAUGUAGAUGUGACAUUUUUUGGUAAACAUCCCUAUAGUAUUAAAUACAUGGUGAAGGAUGUACAUAAUUUGUGAAUAUGUUGAGACCUGUGUAAAGAUAUGAACUGUUUUAAACAGUGACUGUUAUAAAUUGCCAUUAUUUUUUACAUUUCACUUGAAACGUGGUGAUUUAUAAGUAUUCUUGUUUUUAUUCUUUUUUUGAGGCUGUUUAAAACAAUUUGAUCUGACGAAUUGUACAUGAAAAUAGAUAAAUACAUAUGAUAAUUAUGUGAAAAAUUGUUUUUAUUUUGUUUGAUUGAUUUUUUUAAUGUUUAUUUUAAUGAAAAGAAGAACGUGUUUGGAUUAAAACAAUGUACCCAAACAAUCAACUCGAUAAAGUAUUAAGAAAUAUUAAUUAAAUAUCGAAUAUAUUUCAUUAUCUCUAAAUGAGCUUUAAAGUAUUUAAGUACAACUUACGUUCCACUAUUACAUACAUUGUAUAUAUCAUAUUUUAUCCUGACAAGCACACAACCUAUACUAUGUAAUCCAUUAAUAUUUAAAAAUAAAUAGAUUCUACUGAA